Morone saxatilis (striped sea-bass) is the source of this 1954-nucleotide messenger RNA. It is a transcript of the gene anxa1a, whose product is annotated as annexin A1a. Gene Ontology annotation, biological process: insulin secretion; response to interleukin-1; cellular response to vascular endothelial growth factor stimulus. The record is from RefSeq and is a predicted model, not a curated record. The coding region runs from base 170 to 1483 and encodes 437 amino acids. The transcript is spliced from 12 exons. Gene Ontology annotation, cellular component: plasma membrane; cytoplasm. NCBI's taxonomy places the organism in Eukaryota, Metazoa, Chordata, Actinopteri, Moronidae. Gene Ontology annotation, molecular function: phospholipase A2 inhibitor activity; calcium ion binding; calcium-dependent phospholipid binding.
CGGUUCAGUCCAAUGGCAGCUGUGGAGGGGAGUAUGGGCUGCACCCGUUACUAGGUGGGGUUUAUCAUGGGUAUAAAUAUACUCUCUCUGCCUCUACAACGCCCCUGGAAACCUCAGUGAGACUAACUUCUUCCCUCUCAGGCCACGCGACAGACUCCAGCGUCCCACCAUGUCUUUCAUCAGUGCCUUCUUGCAGCAGACGGUCUAUCUGGGCAUGCCCGAUGACUCACUCCAGAAGAACGAGGGGACGGUGACUGCGGCGGCCAAUUUCAGCCCCAAUGGCGAUGCAGCGAUCUUGGACAAGGCCAUCAAGGCUAAAGGUGUGGAUGAGAACACCAUCAUCGAAAUUCUGGUGAAGAGGACCAACGAGCAGAGACAGCAGAUCAAAGAGGCUUACCAGCAGGCCAGCGGCAAGAAGCCUCUGCUGUCACUCAGCCAACCAGGAAGCACCAUCGAGCACCGACGAAAAAGAUUCCAAGCGCUUUCUCACAGGCCAAAUUGUGACUGCGCCUACGGACGCACUGGGUCGCAGCAUCUCCAAUACCAUCAGAACUGCAGCUCCAUCUGCUCCCGCGCCGCGAAGUACCCCCUCCGUCUGCCCAGUCGGUCACUGACGCCCUCACUAGCUCCAUCCCACUCAACGUCCAAUCCCAGCUGCUACCUACGAAGUCAGCAGCUGCAGCCUGUGACUCCCAGCGACUCAGUUGUCUUCAGCCACCACCCAGAUAUGGAACACUGUAUCAACUUCAUUUUCACGCAUAAACGCGAGACAAAUCGCUGGCGUCGAAACGCCAAGGAAACACAAUCCGCGCCCUAUCAGCCACCCAGUUUGUUCUGUUUGUCACCCUCUCCCGGCUUACUGAACGAGAACACACUCCAGGGCGCCGAUCUAGAGAAAAUACUUGGCAUGGAGUGCGCCGGCAAGCACAACACUCGCGCUCUGCCGGGCGAUCCGGCUCCUAACCAGAGAGAGCGACAUUGUCUUUUCUCUUCAUCCCAGGCCGGCAGGACUGAAGGAGUUUGUGAGCAGCUGAUUGACAGCGAUGCCAGGGCUCUGUACGAGGCCGGGGAAGGGAGGAAGGGCAAAGACAGCUCCGUAUUCAUCGACAUCCUCUUGAGCAGGAGUGCCUCUCAUCUCCGUAAAGUAUUCGAAAGGUACUCAAAGUACAGCAAAGUGGACGUGGCCAAAGCUAUUGACCUGGAGAUGAAGGGAGAUAUUGAAAGUUGUCUCACAGCAGUAGUGAAGUGUGCUGGAAGCAGGCCUGCGUUCUUUGCCGAGAAGCUCUACUUGGCCAUGAAGGGUAAAGGGACCCGCAAACCUAUCCUGACCCGCAUCAUGGUGUCCCGCUCUGAAAUUGACAUGAAACGGAUCAAGGAUGAGUACAAGAAAAACUACGGCAAAACACUCUACCAGGAUAUUCUGGAUGACACUAAGGGAGACUAUGAGAAGAUUCUGCUCGCCCUCUGUGGGGGUGAAAACUAAUCGGCAACCAGUGGGAUCAAGGCUCAUACAACUGAAGAUCCAGCAGCGAGUUCAGCUGCGGAAAAUCACCUAUAAUCUCUUGACACACAUUGUGCCCCUAUGUUCUUGUGGAGAACUGACAUUUAGAAAAUAUAUAAACAGCAAUGAUGAGCAAAGAUUAACGUGGAAUCGGCACUGCUUCAGCAGAUAUUUCCUCUCCCAAGUUAUUCCUUUUCAUUCCAGCACUCUUAUUUCAGCAUAGAUCUGAUAGCAGCGUGCCAGUGGACCAAUGCUCUGGGACAGACUUAGCUUCAUACUCAUUAGAGUCUCAUAUCUGGUGCUCGAAGACAAGCUGAUGUCGCUGAUCACAGUGCAGCUGCUGACAGAUGUAUACAGAUCACACAUGUGCUUAUCAUAUUCAGUGGCAGCAGUAGGCUUACCCUUGAAGGAGCUUGGAUAUCUUGCAAAUAAAAAGCUUUUUGUAUGAAGGCU